UCAACAUUAUCUUCUGUCCUGAAACCAACUAUAAGGAUGUCUGCCAAGUAUACUUCCACCGAAGAAACGACUAACUAUGCCCGGAUAUGUAGACUGGUCAUUGAUGUCUUCCCUGACGUCUUCAGAGAAUUACUCGUCACUCGACUACCAUCUGGACUCCCUUAUGUACUUUCCAGUCAAAAGGGUCAGAUUAUCUCCCACUUGAAUAGACAACAGAAGAAAAUGCUUUACCCCUCGGUUGGAGUGUUCCAAGGUUCUGAGAAGGAUAUGGAUGUUUCUUUACUUUAUAUCCUUCUAAGGAAUCUAGGGAACAUCACUCCUCAUGGAAAGGGUUGGGGUAAUGUUCCAGAUGCUGCAGACCGUUGUCUGUCAGCAAACAUUGAUCGUCUACGGAUACACAGAAAUGAGAUAGUGCAUGCCAACAUUGCAUAUCUUUCUAAUAGUGACUUUCGGACGAGGCGGGCCAACAUUCGUCAAAGUGUUGAGGACAUACAGAACAGCGACCUGAAGACAGGGAUGUUUGUACAAGCCGUGGAUAGUAUACUGACCAUGACCAUGGACCCAGAUGUAGAGAGGAAGUACAUAACUCUUGUUAAGAAGAUAGAAGGGGAAAUCAGUGACAUGAAAGACGAGAUGGCAACAAACUUUGAUGACCUCAAAGGCACUGUUGCUGCUGUGAGUGAUGAAGUUGGUGAUGUUAGGAAAGAAGUUACUGCUGUGAGUGAUGAAGUUGGUGAUGUUAGGAAAGACGUUGGUGCUGUGAGUGAUGAAGUUGGAGCUGUUAGGAAAGACGUUACUGCUAUGAGUGAUGGCGUUAGGAAAGACGUUACUGCUGUGAGUGAUGAAGUUGGUGAUGUUAGGAAAGAUGUUGGUGCUGUGAAGGAAGAUGUCAGUGCCCUGAAACAUUUCUCAUCGACAAUUGGAGGGGAAAUUGGUGACAUCAAAGAUCAGAUGACAACAGACAUGGAUAACCUAAGAGGCACUGUUGCUGCUGUGAAGGAAGACGUUACUGCUGUGAAGGAGGAUGUCAGCGCCAUGAAACAAUCUUCAUCCACAAAUGGAGGAAGGAAUCCUAAGUUGAGAGCUGUGAUAGAAACAACAAGAUCAACAACCAUUGAUCAAACCUCAAAACCUGAGGUGAUCUCUACACAAGCCUUGGAAGACGCUAAAGAAAUGAUCAGAAAGAAUAGCAUUGUCCUCAUCAAGGGUGCCUCAGGGGAUGGGAAGACUUUGAUGGGUUACCAACUGUUGAAGUGGCUUAUGGACGGCGAUAAUAAGGAUACCAGACUGUCAAAGGAUCCUGUCCAGCUUUACAGCAUGGCCAAAUGGGAUAAAAUUGUUGAGCCAAACACACAAUUAGCUGUAUAUAUUGAUGAUGUUAGUGGGGAAAUCGCUGAAGAUUUAAAGAAAAGGGAAGUCUCCAUUAAGUCGACAUUUUGUGGGAAACUCCAUAAUAAAUCAAAUUGUUUAAUAUUAAAUGUUCGAGAUGAAAUUUUCAAAAGCACACAAUUAUCUUCUUGUGAAUACUUCAAACAAAAUAUCAUUGAUUUGAGAGGUAAAAACUGCAUAAAAAUCGCAGAAAAAAAGCUUAUUUUAGAAAGUUAUGUCCGAGAAACUUAAAACCUUCCCUGGUGGAAAGGAAUCUGAAAU
Molecule: messenger RNA, 1650 nt
Organism: Pecten maximus
Lineage: Eukaryota; Metazoa; Mollusca; Bivalvia; Pectinida; Pectinidae
Exons: 7
Coding region: 37-1620 (527 amino acids)
Source: RefSeq, a predicted model, not a curated record